This is a messenger RNA of Pocillopora damicornis (cauliflower coral), 5328 nucleotides long. RefSeq names its product mucin-like protein. The record is from RefSeq and is a predicted model, not a curated record. Gene Ontology annotation, molecular function: calcium ion binding. Lineage: Eukaryota; Metazoa; Cnidaria; Anthozoa; Scleractinia; Pocilloporidae. Gene Ontology annotation, biological process: cell-matrix adhesion.
AUGGCGUCAAGUUUGUUGAGAGUAGCCUUACUACUGUUCACAUUUUUGUUUAGGAAUUCCGUGGGUCAAAUUGUUUGUCCCAAGGAGGCAAUUCCUCUCUCAGGCGGCGGGAAAAUAAGCAGCACAAACUACCCAAAGAGUAACUACACUGCGUCCAGAAAUUGUACCUGGAACAUUACCGCGCCAGCUGACAAAAUUGUAAAGUUUACUUUUAUUGAUUUUGUCUUAAGUGAGUGUUCAGCCAAUCAUUGUUCGGAUUCUUGUUCUUAUGUGGAGCUUUAUGAUGGUGGGUCGACAAGUUCGCCUUUGCUGGGGCGAUUUUGCCAGGGGUCGUCUUGGAAUGAGUCUCAGUUGUCGAGUGGAAACCAAAUGUUUGUGAUGUUCCACCCUGGACAAACGGUUGAUCGUGGAUUUGAAGCAAAAUAUGAAUCCACAACGACCGGUGGCUUGUCCUUCUUUGAGCAAGAUUGUCUGGACACGCACAAUAAUUUUCGAUUAUUGCAUGCAGCCGUUGGGCCUUUAACUUGGAAUACAGAACUUGCUGAAGGGGCACGGAACUGGUCCCAGUUUCUUUUACAGAACCGAUCUCUACUUCAUGAGGUCGACGUCUUAGACAGCAAAAAUCUUGGAGAAAACCUUGGCUUCGUUUUCACCGCCCCGUCACAACCCAUUUGUAGCAAUUCAAGGCAAACAUCCUGUGUCCUCUGCAGUCAGAUUGUGACAGAAUGGUAUAAUGAGAUUACAAACUACAAUUUCGACACGGGCGCGCCCAUCAACUCAUCUGAACCGUGGCUGCAUUUUACACAGCUGAUUUGGAGAAGUACAUCUGAGCUGGGUAUGGCGGUGGCUUCCGGCGAUGGAUACCAUUAUUUUGUAGCUCGGUAUAGCCCACGAGGAAAUACAAGAGGGAGAUUUACUAGAAAUGUGCCACGCCUGAGGCCGACAGAGCCACCGACUACAACAGCACUUCCAUCUACAACCACUGGCAAUCCAAAUUCAACUUCAGUACCAUUACCAACAACACCAGCCUGUAGUUUACCAAACCGCAGGACACCCAACCAGGAGGAGAUCAACAAUACUAUUUCCAUAGUCAUUUUGAAUGUUACUCUUCAAGAGUGGUGCCGAAGAGAAGAUGAAUUUAGACUACUACUUGCCAAUUUUGUCACUGACUUUUGCAAUGCUCAGAUGGGAAUAUGUGCCAACCGUUCUUUACCGUCUGACGUGGAUCUCAUAAACAUACUUCCUGGAUUUCCCGUUGUAAACAGCCCCCUAGAGCUAAGAUUUUACGUACGUCUGAAGGCUGGUGUAAAUCAGCACGUUACGAUAGACAGAGAAGUCCUUUACGCGAUAUUCGAAAAUUUUGCUCAAAACAUAAGCGAAGUUCUGGGAGUAGAAUUUACAGCCGAUGGAAACUUUACAAACUGGGGUCCUUGGGGUCAAUGCAGCACGUCUUGUGGGCCUGGAACUCAGAUACGAUUCAGGAACUGCACAAAUCCACCACCGAUCAACAAUGGCCAAGAUUGCGAGGGACCUAGGAACGAGACACGGCCAUGCAACUUGACAUCUUGCCCAGUCAAUGGUAACUUCAGUGAGUGGGAGAAUUGGAGUGCGUGUUCUUUAACGUGCGGUCGAGGAGUACAGAUACGUUACAGAAGCUGUACCGAUCCUCCUCCGUCUCAUGGUGGCCGAGACUGCAUUGGGUCCAGAAUGGAGACCAGGGAAUGUGAACUAACAUUUUGUGUGGUUGACGGAAACUUUACGGAGUGGUCACCUUGGACUUCCUGCAGCCUGACUUGUGGAAAUGGAACCCAGAGUCGUUACAGAAACUGUACCAAUCCUCCUCCACAAAACGGAGGAAGAGACUGCGAAGGACCUCGGAACGAGACUCGAGAUUGCUUUGAUGGACCAUGUCCAGUUGAUGGAAAUUUCACCGAGUGGGGAGACUGGGGCAGAUGCAGUAAGACUUGCGGAAAUGGUACUCAGAUUCGCGUGCGGAACUGUACCAAUCCCUCACCGGCUUAUGGUGGACAAGAUUGCAUUGGGCCGAGAAAUGAAUCGAGAGAAUGCUACGAAGUACCAUGCCCAGUUGACGGAAAUUACACUGAAUGGACAAUAUGGGGACCCUGCAAUGAGACUUGCGGAAAUGGAUCUCAAACUCGGUACCGGUCCUGCAUCAAUCCGCCACCAUCCAAUGGGGGCCGUGACUGCGUGGGUCCGAGUAAUGAGACUAGAGACUGUUUCAUUGAGCCGUGUCCCCCUCGAUUGUAUCCGUAUGGAAGCCUCGUUGGUGACACAAAACUGCCGUCGUUUAAUCUGUUCAGAUCUUACUGCCAACAGGUUAACAUUCCUGGUCAGGGAUUGCCAUUCUUCGUCAAGCAGCACAACAAAGUUGCUAUUUGUCGAAAUGGAUUGUUACGCUUCAUUACCCGAACCGUGAUCAGCUGGCCCGAACGGUUUCCAGGAAUCCGAGCCUCUGGUUCUAACAGAUUUCAGCGGUAUUUUAUCUUAGCGCCAUUCUGGAGCUCUAUCAGUCACCAUCCUUUUCAAAUCUCCGAUACGAGCCAGGCGUCACAGUUAUUCUAUCAAAUCUACAGUAAGAACAUUUUGGGUGAUGUAUCAUCUAACCAUGCAAGAGAGAUCUUUGACCGAGUCAACAAAGACGUACAGAAAUAUCAAACAAGUCCCAGCAUUCCAAAUUUUAACGCGAGCUGGGUGUUGAAGGUGACCUGGGAACGACUGUAUCCCAGUACCUAUCCAACAGUUAACCUGACGAACACGUUCCAGCUCGUACUUGCCACUGAUGGGCAGCAUUCCUUCACUUUGUAUAAUUAUGCAGAAAAUGGAAUUCAGUGGGCAUCCUCCACAGGAAGCCGUUUCUUUUCCCAGAAUCAAAGUGGGCUUCCUGUGAUGGGAUAUAACGCAGGAGACCAAGGAAAUCUGCGCUUCUUCAAUAUACCUGGGUCAGGUACUGUGGAAGCUGACAUGGUAGAUGAGCGCCUUGGAAAUACAAACCAAAGGGGAGUAUGGUUUUUCCGUUUGGAUGUGAAUCCUGUCCUAGACUUGCCAGCCAAGAAAUGUUAUACAUGGAUCCAGCAGCAGGCGAAUAUCCAAGUGCCUGCGGUACGGCCAUGUCCAUGCACAUUGGACCAAGCUGUAGCAGAUAAAAACUUUUACGUGGAUUACAACCAAAAGAUCGCAGGUCGUAGCAACCUGACGACGUGUGCAUACUCGGUGCCUAGUCCAACAAGCCGCUGGGCACAACAGUGCUGCUACACGGAAAUCCCUGGAAGUGGAUACGUUCUUACCAUCGGGCCAACAGAGGGGGGCACUCCGUUUUUAAUUGGGAUACCCGGCCUUCCGAUCAUCACAGACUUAGAAGCGCACGGAUACUGCUGUGAUGCGUCCCUGUGCGCUCGAUACUAUGAGUUGCGACCCUCAGAUACUUGUUCCCGUUACAGCAGCAGGCGAGAAGCCCUUAUAUGGGGAGAUCCUCAUUUUGUCACUCUGGAUAACAAAAUCUACACAUUCAAUGGCCUUGGUGAGUAUACGAUGAUUACCAUUGACAACGUGGGAUUUGAGCUGCAGGCACGCACCAAGAAGACCAGCGGUAGGGGAUUGGGAACAGUGUUUUCAGCAGCAGCUGCUAAGGAAGCCAACACGGCUGUAGUAGAAGGGCGAAUAAAUAGCCAAGGUGACCUUGAGGUUUUCGCGGCAGGAAACCAGCAAAAUAUCCAAGCUAUUUCAGAGUUUGGAACGCUGAUUCAAGACUCAAAUAUUACGCUGAUCAGAGGGACUUCUGACUCAGUCUCAGCUGUCUUUCCAUCCGGGAUCUCAAUCACCUUCUCCCAGGUUUCGGACGCCUUAGCCACCACAUUCAAUGGGCCGGUCAGGUUUGUGAACCGCACUAAGGGACUCUUGGGGACGUGGAAUGAUGAUCCUUCAGAUGAUUUCACGACUCCUUACGGCACAGUGCUAUCAGCUGAUGCGACACCCCAACAAAUACACUACGACUUCGGGUUAAAAUGGCAAAUAAACGCCUCCCAAUCGCUGUUUUCAUACCAAGCUCACGAAAGCCCUGCGACCUUCAUAGAUCUCAGCUACGUGCCAAUGUUCAUUGACAACAUCACAUGGACAAAUGAUUCCUUCAGACGACAGGCAGAGAAUGUCUGUGGCAACAAUACCCUAUGUUUAUUUGAUGCAGCCGUGACUGUUAACUGUUCUUUUGGAAUGUCAACAAAAAAGCUGGAGGAAAAUAAUAUUCUAGUAAACAACAGGCUGGAAACUUUCCCACCACAAAUUGAAGGACCACAAGUUAUAAACGCUACUCUGAACGAAACAGUUGAGUUGAACAUCACAGCUCGCCACAACAUCAGCGACUCGUUUGUGUUUACCGUCAAAUUUUUCCCAGACAUGGAAGUCGUCUCGAAUACCUCGCUGGGUCUGGUCGUUCGAUGGCGGCCUACAUCCGUAAAGAAGGUAGAGCCUGUGUUUAUCGUUACUGACAGCAGUAACUCGUCAUCAGAGCUCCGCCCUCUGAUUCGACUUUGCCCGUGCCAAAAUGGCGGCAAUUGUGUGGAGGACGACGAUGUUCAGCGGCAGCUGGACAGCGGUGUAAGAUUCAUCGUUUUAUCAUGCGCCUGUCCCGCAGGACUCACAGGAAAGUUUUGUGAAAGUGAUGUUGACGCUUGCGUAGAGUUCAAUGAUCCCUGUUUUCCUGGAGUUGUCUGCACUAAUGUUCCGUUAUCUAUCGAUAAAAAUGGAUACACGUGUGGUCCAUGUCCAAGCGGUUACCAUGGUGAUGGAGCUUACUGCAUCGAUAAUGACGAGUGUGUGGAUCAAGUGAGCAGGUGCAGCCAAUCAUGCAUUAAUAUUCCGGGUUCAUAUGUGUGCAAAUGCUAUCCAGGAUAUACACUUGACAAAGACGGCGUUAGUUGUAAUGAUAUCAAUGAGUGCAUGGAAGCCAAUGACUGUAUGCAGCGAUGUACUAACUAUCCCGGUGGGCGGAACUGCUCUUGCUUCGAGGGAUUCCAGAUCGACCAGGCUGAUAAUACAGCGUGUAUACCAAUGGCAAGCUGUAAUGUUUCGAAAGCAGGCUGCCAGCAGGUUUGCGUGGAGGAACAAGGACAGCCAAAGUGUUCGUGUCACAAGGGUUAUCAACUCAAAGAAGACAAUCAAACAUGCACUGAUAUUGAUGAAUGUAGCACAAAUAGACACCGAUGUUCACAAAACUGUCACAACAAUGCGGGGAGUUACACUUGCUCCUGUGAUGCGGGCUACAACCUGGACUCAGACUAUAUGACGUGCAGUGGUAAAUAUCCUCUCUUUUAA